AUGAAGAAACUCGUGUUACUUUUACAAACAUUACUCUUCGUUUCAAUCGCCAAAGGAUUUACAAACAUUUAUCCUAAACCAAAGAAUUAUCCGCUUCAGAAUGAAGAAGACUGCGGUACACCCCUUUUUCUGACACCUCUUAUUGAAAGUGGUAAAAUAGAUGAGGCUCGCAAUAAAGCCUCUGUACAAUACAAAGAAAUGGACGAUAUAAGCAGCUAUGCUGGUUAUUUAACUGUCAACAAACAGUAUAAUUCGAACAUGUUCUUUUGGUUUUUCCCGGCCUUGCAUAAUCCAAAAACCGCUCCUGUAGUAUUAUGGCUACAAGGUGGUCCUGGUGCCACAUCCAUGUUUGGUUUAUUCUUGGAAAAUGGUCCAUUUAUAGUUACUAAAAAUAAAACUCUUGAAAUGCGUGAAUACUCUUGGAACAAGUGUCAUAAUUUGCUUUAUAUUGAUAAUCCAGUUGGCACUGGAUUUAGUUUCACAAAGGAUGAAAAAGGCUAUGCUACCAAUGAAACAAACGUAGGAAGGGAUAUACAUACUGCGUUAGUUCAGUUCUUUAAGUUAUUCCCAGAGCUUCAAACUAAUGACUUUUAUGUCACUGGCGAGUCAUAUGGAGGAAAAUAUGUACCAGCUGUAUCUCAUGCUAUUAAAGAUUACAAUAUCAAUGCACAGACAAAAAUAAAUUUAAAAGGUUUAGCAAUUGGGAAUGGAUUUACUGAUCCAGUGAAUCAAUUGCUAUAUGGGGAUUAUUUGUAUCAGAUAGGCUUACUUGAUGCAAAUGGCAGAGAUCAGUUUCAUAAAUAUGAAGAAAAGUGUAAAAAUUUAAUCGAGCAAAAGAAAUAUAUACAAGCCUUCUAUUUGUUUGAUGAGCUUCUUGAUUGUGAUUUCAGUAAACAACCUUCAUUGUUUAACAAUUUGACUGGUUUCAAUUAUUACUUUAACUUUUUGCAUCCUCAAGAACCAAAUAACGAUUCUGAUUAUAUGAUACAAUGGCUUCAAACAGCAGAUGUUAGAAAAGCCUUACAUGUUGGCAAUAUAACUUUCAAUGCUGAAUCUAAGAAAGUAGAGGAAUAUUUGAUAAGUGAUGUUAUGCAGUCUUUGGCAAGUCUUAUAGAGGAUCUUGUUCAACAUUAUAAAGUACUUAUAUACAAUGGACAACUUGAUAUUAUUGUGGCAUAUCCUUUGACAGAAAAAUAUAUUCAAAACUUGAAAUGGCCUGGAGCAGAGAAGUACAAAACAGCCAAAAGGAAAAUAUGGUACGUUGGAAAUGAAUUGGCUGGGUAUUCAAAGACUGUUGAUAAUUUGACAGAGGUUUUAGUAAGAAAUGCAGGACAUUUAGUUCCUAGUGAUCAGCCAAAAUGGGCUCUUGAUCUCAUCACUCGAUUUACACACAAUAAAAGUUUUUAAAUACUUAAUUAUUUUGUUAAGACAUGUAA
Molecule: messenger RNA, 1436 nt
Organism: Heterotrigona itama
Lineage: Eukaryota; Metazoa; Arthropoda; Insecta; Hymenoptera; Apidae
Source: the annotation of a GenBank genome assembly